Messenger RNA from Hippocampus zosterae (dwarf seahorse), 1047 nucleotides. RefSeq names its product small ubiquitin like modifier 1 (gene sumo1). Gene Ontology annotation, cellular component: PML body; nucleus. Bases 162 to 467 code for a protein of 101 amino acids. Gene Ontology annotation, molecular function: protein tag activity; ubiquitin-like protein ligase binding. The record is from RefSeq and is a predicted model, not a curated record. NCBI's taxonomy places the organism in Eukaryota, Metazoa, Chordata, Actinopteri, Syngnathiformes, Syngnathidae. Gene Ontology annotation, biological process: protein sumoylation. The transcript has 5 exons.
UUUAUGUUGAAAGUGUAGCGUUGGAAUGCGUUCUUUCCGUUUCCUGUGACAACAUAUCGUCUGAGAUAAGCUAAGCGUGCUUAUGUCAGAGCAAAACAGCGUUUGCUAGCCAGCGCAAAUUAUAAAUUGUUGCAUUUCUCCCUUCACCCACGGAGGAAAACAUGUCAGAUACGGAAACAAAACCUUCUAGUCAAGACUGUGGGGAUAAGAAGGAUGGAGAGUACAUCAAAUUGAAGGUGAUUGGACAGGACAGCAGUGAAAUCCAUUUUAAAGUGAAGAUGACAACACAUCUGAAAAAGCUGAAGGACUCUUACAGUCAGAGACAGGGUGUCCCAGCAAAUACACUAAGGUUUCUGUUUGAAGGACAGAGAAUUGCAGAUAAUCAAACUCCAAAAGAGUUGGGAAUGGAAGAUGAGGACGUCAUUGAAGUAUAUCAAGAACAGACAGGCGGACUUUGGAAUGAUUAAACCUCUCUUGUAUUCAUACUUUUGAUUUUGUAUUUAGUUUUUUUUUUUAAUGAAUGCGUUUUGUUCACUUUCAAACCAUCUGGGUCAAAACUAUCUGGGCUUCCAUGCAUCGGGACAGAAAGGUGAGAAUGAGGACUCGGGGAGAAUGCAAAUGAGCUUACUACAGAUGCCACAUCAUGACACAACUAUGAUUUAUUUGUACAGGUGUCUUUCUGUUUUUACGUCUCUCAAGUAAGCCAUGUGCUGUAAUGUCACACAAAAUAUUUCAGCAGCAGCACCAGGAUGUAAACAUUGCAGCAUGUAACUAAGUGACAUCCUAUUUUUGAUGUACUUUAUUUUGUGCAUCACAUUUCCCUAGUACAGAAUUUUAAAGUCCCAUUGCUUGGUUUGAGAAAAGUGAUGUAAAAGUUUGUCAAAGAGACCGCUGUCCACAUUUGCCACUGUUUCCCAUGAAAUGUAUUUUUUAUUUUUUUUGGUAUUGGUAUUGAAAUGAUUGCAAUACUAUUUUUUUAUGAUAAUGGUAUAUGUGCUUGUACAUGUUACUGUUAGUUUUAGUGUUGAUAAAACCAUGUUUAUCUUC